Molecule: messenger RNA, 1287 nt
Organism: Ilex paraguariensis (yerba mate)
Lineage: Eukaryota; Viridiplantae; Streptophyta; Magnoliopsida; Aquifoliales; Aquifoliaceae
Source: the annotation of a GenBank genome assembly
AAGAAUGGAUGCUGCCUGACUUGUGUAUCCUACACUUCAAUGGUUGUCACAGUGGUUGCUCUUAUUUCCAUAUCACCAGAGUCAUGAUAUCAUGGCCUAAAUAUCUGUCGUUGGUUUUAUUUACUUCAUUUCUGUCAAGCAUUCUCUACUGUUGGUUUUAUGUGAGAUGAAAUCCUUCAAAAUUAUUAACUCGGAUGCUUUGUGAUAUCAUGAGCUUCUUUUCUGCCUCCUCUUCUCUGGUGAUGAUUGGAUUCCUUAAAGCAAUGCAGUAUUCAGUAUUGGUAAUCUUAUUGAUCUUGGUGGAACUGGGAUGUGCAGCUUUUAUAUUCUUUGACAAAAGCUGGAAAGACGAUAUUCCAACUGACAAAACUGGGGACUUUGAUAUGCUAUAUGAAUUUCUGGAUGAUAACUGGGAAAUUGUCAGAUGGGUUGCUCUUGGGGCUGUUAUUCUGGAGGCCCUGGUGUUCUUGUUAGCUCUUUUGGUAAGGGCUGCUAAUAGGCCAGCAGAGUAUGACAGUGAUGAUGAGUAUAUAGCUGGCCCAAGGCAACAAAUUCAGCAGCCAUUGAUCAACAGCAGAUCUGCAGUUCCAGCCGCAAGUGUACCUGUUGCUGGUACCCUUGAUAAUCGUCCCGGCAGAAAUGAUGCUUGGAGUACGCGAAUGAGGGAAAAGUAUGGGCUUGAUACUUCCAAGUUCACAUACAACCAGCAAACUGCCACACAGCCAGCCGAGGAAAGGAGUCGGUGCACCAUCAUGUGAUAAUCUUCGUGGUUUUGCUCAAGUGUGAAAUUGGGUCCAGUUCUGGAAACUGACUCUCUCAUCAGCUGGUGUGAGAACUUUGUUGUAUGGUCAGAUUACAGUAGAUCUGCGUUUCUGUUAAAAGAGUUUGUGUACAAAACACAAUCUUCAGGAGCUUUACUUAUUUUCUACUGCCCACUCUGAUUUCUUCUUUGAAAGACAUCUCUUCUUUUGGAUGUAUUACCAUUUGGUGUCUAAAAUUGUAUCCCACGGUUGAGUUCGUUGUGGACUUGUGGAUGGUGGUUGCGGUGGUUGGGAUUUUGUACAACGAAAGAAAGAACCAGUGAGUUUGCUUAAUCCUUACAGUAAAAGUUCAGCUGUAGGUUGUUAGUUCACUGUGUCUUAUUCAAGUUGUGUCUUAUGUUUUGCUAAUGCUUAUGCUUGUAUUCUGAUCAGUGGCUUGUGAUUCAUAUAAUAGCAUAACUACAUUUUGUGUAGUCAAUGCUUGAUAGUUGAGACGAGGUUCAAUUGAGUUGAGUUAUAUUCCGUG